Messenger RNA from Diabrotica virgifera virgifera (western corn rootworm), 2721 nucleotides. Its product is annotated as inter-alpha-trypsin inhibitor heavy chain H3. The transcript has 15 exons. The record is from RefSeq and is a predicted model, not a curated record. NCBI's taxonomy places the organism in Eukaryota, Metazoa, Arthropoda, Insecta, Coleoptera, Chrysomelidae. Bases 138 to 2615 code for a protein of 825 amino acids.
AAAUUAAAUGUUUAUAGCGCGUUUAUCUGGGAUAACCCAACUGACAUUGCUUCCAUAUAUAACUAUUUGUUCAUCGCUACUUGAUUCAGUCGAUCGUGUGAGAAAGUAGAAGACAGAGGUGUUAAAUAGCAAUAAUUAUGAAGGUAAAGUUCCUUAUAUUACCAUUUUUGGUAAUAUUAAAUUUAAGGGCCGUAUUUUCCGCACCAGGAGAUGUAAGUUUUAUUAUAUCGACAACUGAACAACCAAAAGAAGGCAAGGAAGGAGUGACCACAGAUAUUGAAGAUGUUUACUUGGUGCCUGUGAUUUAUGAAAUGGAUGUACAUUCCAAUGUAACGAAUCGUUACGCUAAGACUGUGAUAACAAAUAGGGUAAAAAACCCAGCUAAGUCAGCCAAGCAAACAACCUUCUCUGUUGUUCUUCCAGAAAAAGCAUUUAUUUCGGAAUUCGUGAUGGAAAUUGGCUGGAACAAGUACCAAGCUUACGUCAGGGAAAAAGAAGAGGCUAAAAAAAUUUAUACUAAGGCAGUAGAAAGUGGCCAAAGCGCAGCUCAUGUAGCGAUAAGUACCAAAGAUUCCAACACCUUCACAGUCUCCGUGAACGUAGGAGCUGAAGAAAAGGCAACAUUCUAUUUGACAUAUGAGGAACUUUUGGAAAGAAAAAAUAACCAAUACGAUUUAGUUCUUAACAUUCGUCCCGGACAAAUAGUUGACCAUCUUAAUGUUCAAGUAUACAUCAACGAAUCCAGACCUUUGGUCUUUGUGAAAACUCCAUCUCUAAGAUCUGGCAAUGAAAUCGCUAAAAACAGCGAUAAACUUGACCCUGCCUCUUUUGUAGAAAUCAUUAACUCUACCAGUGCUCUAGUUAAGUUCCAACCAGACGUUGUUAAACAACAAGAAUAUGCUAAGGAAUUAGGAGGAAUAGAAUUAAAUGGUCUUGCAGCGCAAUUUAUAGUUCAGUACGAAGUUGAAAGAGACCCACAAGGUGGAGAGGUGUUGUUGCAAGAUGGAUACUUCGUACACUUUUUCGUACCAAAGGACGCAGAAGUCAUCCCCAAGCAUGUAUACUUCAUCUUAGAUACAAGUUCCAGUAUGUACGGUAACAAACUCCAGCAAGUCAAAGAUGCCAUGACCAGUAUUUUGGAGGAGAUAAAACCCGAAGACUCACUCAGUAUUGUCGAAUUCAACAGCGAAAUAUACGUGUGGGACAUAGACAAUGAGAAAUCAGUUCUUGCUCAGUGGGACAACUACAGAGAACCGUUUGAACAAUUAGGUAAACUUAACUUACCAGGACCAGUGUCAGCAACAAAGGAAGCAAUUGAGAAAGCUAAGAAACUUGUCGAAAACAUGCAAGCUGGAGGUGGCACUCACAUGAUUGGUGGAUUGGAUGCUGGCCUGUAUCUUGUAAAAUCUGAAAUAGAAAGAACUAAAGAAAGCAACGAUCAUAGACAACCUCUUAUAAUAUUCCUAACUGACGGACAGCCCAACAUAGGUUUACAUUCUACAAUUGAAAUCAUUGAUGUGGUCACUAAGUUAAACGAAAACAUCAAAACUCCACUGUACACUCUAGCUUUUGGAGAAUCUGCCGACGAAAAUUUCUUAAGAAAACUCUCUUUGAAAAACAAAGCAUUCUCAAGACAAAUAUACGAAUCAGCAGAUGCCGCCAUCCAACUGCAACAAUUCUACAGACAAAUAUCCUCUCCACUUCUAUCAAAUGUCCAUUUCAAAUACAACGACGAUGCUAGUGAAGUUACAAACACAGGAUUUCCUAUUUUGUACGCUGGUGGAGAAAUUGUUGUUACUGGACGAUUCGUAGGUAAUAGUUUUGAUCCUGCAAUUAGCGCUGUUGGUAAACGAGGACCUUUAAUAUAUAGACCAAGGGUUCACAAGCCUGUAAAUUCGUUGGAACGUCUUUGGGCGUACUUGACUGUAAGGGAAACCCUCGAGAAAAUGAAAAUUGCCAAAGAUAAAACAGAACUUACUAAGAAAGCUUUGAAGCUGGCACUUAAGUACUCGUUUGUUACUGAGGUGACAUCAUUGGUUGUAGUGAAACCCAACUCUACACGUCCCAUAUAUGCAGAUGACGGAUAUCUUCGAAGUGAAGGACAAGAAUAUUCGACCCCGGCUUUUCACGCAUACGGAAGAGGUGGACGACCUGCUGGAGGUCAACACAAAGUAGCAUACUCCGCCGUCUCAUCCAGUUCAUUCGUAAGCAACAGAGAAUCUGUUGUACAUGUACAACAAAUACCACGACCACGAAGACCAAGAGUACAAACAACAACACAUAAACCAACACCACUACCAACACCGACUGAAACAUCUAAAAACGCCACACUAGAAGACUCUUUAAAAUGGUUGUCGGCCGCUUUAAGUGAAAAGAAAACUUUAACCGUGCCAUCAGGUGAAUUAAAACUUGGUGAUGAUUCAUUAAAAAUUGCUGCCACUGAAACUUGUCCAAAAACUCCCGAAGGCAAAGAAGGUGUUUGCUCUCUCAUUAAAGAUUGCCCUCAAGUAUUCCCACAAUUGGCUGAUUUCGAAGUAUACAAGACCUUCUCCUGUGUUAUGCAAAAAGAAUAUUCUGGAGUCUGCUGCCCAAAGAAAGCUGAAGUGGCUGCUUAAGAAUAUUGUUGAUUGUUGUUAUUUUGUAAUGAAAUCUAGAAGUUGUUAAAGUUUAUGUUUUUAUAAGGGUAAAAUUUUUUUUUUAAAUAAAUAAAUUCAUCUUUAA